Molecule: messenger RNA, 6933 nt
Organism: Symphalangus syndactylus (siamang)
Lineage: Eukaryota; Metazoa; Chordata; Mammalia; Primates; Hylobatidae
Gene: NOD1
Product: nucleotide binding oligomerization domain containing 1
Biological process (GO): regulation of apoptotic process
Molecular function (GO): protein binding
Source: RefSeq, a predicted model, not a curated record
CCGCGAGGCGGCCGCCCAGGUCCUGCCCCUCCCUCGCGCUACUGCGGGAGCAGCGACCUCCCGGGCCACGGCGCUUCCCGGCCCCGGCGCCCCCGGACCACGGCGCUCUCCGGGCUCUUCUCUAGCUCUCAGCGGCUGCGAAGUCUGUAAACCUGGUGGCCAAGUGAUUGUAAGUCAGGAGACUUUCCUUCAGUUUCUGCCUUUGAUGGCAAGAGGUGGAGAUGUCUGUGGUGGCGAUUACAGAAAACAUCUGGGAAGACAAGUCGCUGUUUUUAUGGGAAUCGCAGGCUUGGAAGAGACAGAAGCAAUUCCAGAAAGAAAUUGGAAAUUGAAGAUUUAAAGAAUGUUGUUUUAAAACAUUCUUUAAAAAGAAUGAUGCCAGAAACUUAAAAAGGGGCUGCGCAGAGUAGCAGGGGCCCUGGAGGGCGGGGCCUGAAUCCUGAUUGCCCUUCUGCUGGGAGGACACACGCAGCCGAAGAUGAAUUUGGGAAAAGUAGCCGCUUGCUACUUUAACUAUGGAAGAGCAGGGCUACAGUGAGAUGGAAAUAAUCCCAUCAGAGUCUCACGCCCACAUUCAAUUACUGAAAAGCAAUCGGGAACUUCUGGUCACUCACAUCCGCAACACUCAGUGUCUGGUGGACAACUUGCUGAAGAAUGACUACUUCUCAGCCGAAGAUGCGGAGAUUGUGUGUGCCUGCCCCACCCAGCCUGACAAGGUGCCCUGGGGACAGGGACAGGCACGGGCAUUGUGUGGACCCUGGGAGCUGGAAGAGGCCUCUCCUUGUUGAUCUGAGUGAAGAGCAUGGGAGUUUAGUCCAGCGGGCAGGGCUGCACUUUGGGGUACCAAUAGCACACAAAUGCCUGGGUUAGCAGGUUGCACAAUCAGGUCCGCAAAAUUCUGGACCUGGUACAGAGCAAGGGCGAGGAGGUGUCCGAGUUCUUCCUCUACUUGCUCCAGCAACUCGCAGAUGCUUACGUGGACCUCAGGCCUUGGCUGCUGGAGAUCGGCUUCUCCCCUUCGCUGCACACUCAGAGCAAAGUCGUGGUCAACACUGACCCAGUGAGCAGGUACACCCAGCAGCUGCGACACCAUCUGGGCAGUGACUCCAAGUUCGUGCUGUGCUAUGCCCAGAAGGAGGAGCUGCUGCUGGAGGAGAUCUACAUGGACAGCAUCAUGGAGCUGGUUGGCUUCAGCAAUGAGAGCCUGGGCAGCCUGGACAGCCUGGCCUGCCUCCUCGACCACACCACCGGCAUCCUCAAUGAGCAGGGUGAGACCAUCUUCAUCCUGGGCGAUGCUGGGGUGGGCAAGUCCAUGCUGCUGCAGCGGCUGCAGAGCCUCUGGGCCACAGGCCGGCUAGACGCAGGGGUCAAAUUCUUCUUCCACUUUCGCUGCCGCAUGUUCAGCUGCUUCAAGCAAAGUGACAGGCUGUGUCUGCAGGACCUGCUCUUCAAGCACUACUGCUACCCAGAGCGGGACCCUGAGGAGGUGUUUGCCUUCCUGCUGCGCUUCCCGCAUGUGGCCCUCUUCACCUUCGACGGCCUGGACGAGCUGCACUCAGACUUGGACCUGAGCCGUGUGCCUGACAGCUCCUGCCCCUGGGAGCCUGCCCACCCCCUGGUCCUGCUGGCCAACCUGCUCAGCGGGAAGCUGCUCAAGGGGGCUAGCAAGCUGCUCACAGCCCGCACAGGCGUCGAGGUCCCAUGCCAGUUCCUGCGGAAGAAGGUGCUUCUCCGGGGCUUCUCCCCCAGCCACCUGCGCGCCUAUGCCAGGAGGAUGUUCCCCCAGCGGGCUCUGCAGGACCGCCUGCUGAGCCAGCUGGAGGCCAACCCCAACCUCUGCAGCCUGUGCUCUGUGCCCCUCUUCUGCUGGAUCAUCUUCCGGUGCUUCCAGCACUUCUGUGCUGCCUUUGAAGGCUCACCACAGCUGCCCGACUGCACGAUGACCCUGACGGACGUCUUCCUCCUGGUCACCGAGGUCCAUCUGAACAGGAUGCAGCCCAGCAGCCUGGUGCAGCGGAACACACGCAGCCCAGUGGAGACCCUCCGCGCCGGCCGGGACACUCUGUGCUCGCUGGGGCAGGUGGCCCACCGGGGCAUGGAGAAGAGCCUCUUUGUCUUCACCCAGGAGGAGGUGCAGGCCACCGGGCUGCAGGAGGGAGACAUGCAGCUGGGCUUCCUGCGGGCUUUGCCGGAGCUGGGCCCCGGGGGUGACCAGCAGUCCUAUGAGUUUUUCCACCUUACCCUCCAGGCCUUCUUUACGGCCCUCUUCCUCGUGCUGGACGACAGGGUGGGCACUCAGGAGCUGCUCAGGUUUUUCCAGGAGUGGAUGCCCCCUGGGGGGGCAGCGACCGCAUCCUGCUAUCCUCCCUUCCUCCCAUUCCGGUGCCUGCGGGGCAGCGUUCUGGCGCGGGAAGACCUCUUCAAGAACAAGGAUCACUUCCAGUUCACCAACCUCUUCCUGUGCGGGCUGUUGUCCAAAGCCAAACAGAAACUCCUGCGGCACCUGGUGCCCGCGGCAGCCCUGAGGAGGAAGCGCAAGGCCCUGUGGGCACACCUGUUUUCCAGCCUGCGGGGCUACCUGAAGAGCCUGCCCCGCGUUCAGGUUGAAAGCUUCAACCAGGUGCAGGCCAUGCCCACGUUCAUCUGGAUGCUGCGCUGCAUCUACGAGACACAGAGCCAGAAGGUGGGGCAGCUGGCGGCCAGGGGCAUCUGUGCCAACUACCUCAAGCUGACCUACUGCAACGCCUGCUCUGCCGACUGCAGUGCCCUCUCCUUCGUCCUGUAUCACUUCUCCAAGCGGCUGGCCCUGGACCUAGACAACAACAAUCUCAACGACUAUGGUGUGCGGGAGCUGCGGCCCUGCUUCAGCCGCCUCACUGUUCUCAGACUCAGCGUAAACCAGAUCACUGACGGUGGGGUAAAGGUGCUAAGCGAAGAGCUGACCAAAUACAAAAUUGUGACAUAUUUGGGUUUAUACAACAACCAGAUCACCGAUGUCGGAGCCAGGUACGUCACCAAAAUCCUGGAUGAAUGCAAAGGCCUCACGCAUCUUAAACUGGGAAAAAACAAAAUAACGAGUGAAGGAGGGAAGUGUCUCGCCCUGGCUGUGAAGAACAGCAAAUCAAUCUCUGACGUUGGGAUGUGGGGCAAUCAAGUUGGGGAUGAAGGAGCAAAAGCCUUCGCAGAGGCUCUGCGGAACCACCCCAGCUUGACCACCCUGAGUCUUGCAUCCAACGGCGUCUCCACAGAAGGAGGAAAGAGCCUGGCGAGGGCCCUGCAGCAGAACACGUCUCUAGAAAUACUGUGGCUGACCCAAAAUGAACUCAACGAUGAAGUGGCAGAGAGUUUGGCAGAAAUGUUGAAAGUCAACCAGACGUUAAAGCAUUUAUGGCUUAUCCAGAAUCAGAUCACAGCUAAGGGGACUGCCCAGCUGGCAGAUGCAUUACAGAGCAACACUGGCAUAACAGAGAUUUGCCUAAAUGGAAACCUGAUAAAACCAGAGGAGGCCAAAGUCUAUGAAGAUGAGAAGCGGAUUAUCUGUUUCUGAGAGGAUGCUUUCCUGUGCAUGGGGUUUUUGCCCUGAAGCCUCAGCAGCAAAUGCCACUCUGGGCAGUCUUUUGUGUCAGUGUCUUAAAGGGGCCGGCAGAGGCGGGACUAUCAGGAGUCCACCGCCUCCAUGAUGCAAGCCAGCUUCCUGUGCAGAAGGUCUGGUCGGCAAACUCCCUAAGUACCUGCCACAAUUCUGCAGAAAAAAGAAUGUGUCUUGUGAGCUGUUGUAGUUACAGUAAAUACACUGUGAAGAGACUUUAUUGCCUAUUAUAAUUAUUUUUAUCUGAAGCUACAGGAAUAAAGCUGUGAGCCAAACAGAGGAGACCAGCCUCAGCUCAUUCUAACAAACACCUGCCAUGGGGACCAACGGGAGCGAGUUGGUCACUGCUGUUUUCAUUGAAGAGUUGAGGAUGUGGCACAAAGUUGGAGCCAAGCUUCUUGAAUAAAACGUGUUUGAUGGAUUAGUAUUAUAACUGAAAUAUUUUCUUCCUUCUCAGCACUUUCCCAUGUAUUGAUACUGGUCCCACUUCACAGCUGGAGAUACCGGGGCAUGUGCAGUGUGGGAUUUGACUCCUCCAAGGUUUUGUGGAAAGUUAGUGUCAAGGAAAGGAUGCACCACAGCCUUUUAAUUUUAAUCCUGGAGUCUCACCGUCUGCUGGCAAAAUAGAAAAUGCCCUCGGCUCUUAGCUGGUCUAAGAAUGACGAUGCCUUCAAAAUGCUGCUUCCACUCAGGGCUUCUCUGCUAGGCUGCCCUCCUCUGGAAGGCUGAGUACCAUGGGCUACAGUGUCUGGCCUCGGGAAGAAGUGAUUCUGUCCCCCUAAAGAAACGGCAUGGCUUGCCUUUGUGGCCCUGGCAUCCAAAUGGCUGCUUUUGUCUCCCAUACCUCAUGAAGAGGGGAAGUCUCUUCCUGCCUCCCGAGCGGUUGAAGGGUGACUAAACUGGUGCCAAGAGUCAGGGGAUCGGCUGGGAACUGGGCCAGCAGAGCAUGUUGGACACCCCCCACCAUGGUGGGCUUGUGGUGGCUGCUCCAUGAGGGUGGGGGUGAUAUUACUAGAUCACUUGUCCUCUUGCAAGCUCAUUUGUUAAUAAAAUACUGAAAACACUCUUACGGGUUGAGUCUGGAGUUUUUGAAGGGACUUGGCCUGGUAAGCACUCUGACUCCUGAGCCCCAUCCUGACUCACUCCACAGCGGAGAAGGGGCUCUGGGGUGAUGUGCUGUGAGGAGAGCCUGAUGAAGGCCAGGGGCGUCACCAGUUUGAUCCUUCACAGGCCUCUCUGCCUACCAAGGGACAGGAAGAGGCUGCGGCAGCCUCUGAGGUCUCUCCAUCUGGCCUCUGAAUCUCUUCAGAUGGCUUCUCAGAGGAAAUAACUUGUGAGUAGGGGGUGGCUGGUGCCAGGACAGGCCAAGUGAGCCAAAGUUCAUGCCUUCAUCACCAUGCCAUGGUAAAGCCCACAGGCCAGGUUCGACGUCCACUACCUUUCUCGGCUGUUCACUGCUGAGUGGUGGACCCAGGUAGGCCCAUGGCAAGAAGCACCGAGCUGCCAGGGGCAGCACGUGACAGGGGAAGGCAUGCGGGGCCUCCAACGGUCCACCUCUGAGUUCUGAGAGUCCAAGCCUGGCUUUGUAGAGCAGCCUGUUUGUUAGGAAAGGGACCGUUGCGGGGGAAAUCCUGUAUGGUUAAGCAACUACGAGGCGGCAGUUCCCUUAAAGGCUCGAUUUUGGUGGUUCCUACGAGGUCCCUCCCAACCCCAGACCUGAGUAUUCACCUAAUAAUCACCCCAAGGCAGCAACUCUCUCCUUACUGCAGAAUCUGGGCAGCAAAUAUGCCCAGAAAGAAAAAGGGAAUGAGCAUGGCCCACUGAAGGCCAAAGGGGGAGUGCCACAGACCUCAGACUCGCCAAGUCUUACCACAAAGUUCACUUCUCAGCAGACAAAAUUCACAUUUUAUUAAACUGCUAAAACUAAACCCUUCAGAGUCUAAAAUUUACUCAGAAACUACCAAAUGUUAUUGCUUUUAGAGACUAUCAAAAUUAAAACUGCCGCCUCUAGGGAAUUAGAAUUUGUAUGGUAUUGACUUCUAUUUGGAAAUACUUUGAUCUUCCAGAUGGCAAGUGGUAGAUUUUCUAUUCUUCCUGUAAAACUGAGACCAGGCUCCUAAUUUGAUGGAAAGGUUCUCUUAUUAGAAACAGGUGAGCUUCUGAGCAGAAACAUGGAGACUUUUCCUAAUCAAGAAAAAGACAAUUGAAAAAAAAAGUUCUGUAAACGAGGGCUAUGUCUCCUCCUUUCCACAGGACGUCUUGAUUGAUUUUGGGAAAGAAGCUACAGCUCCCAUAUUUCAUACCUGCACUUGUGUCACGUCCAUGCUGACAUGGGACUUCUUUAAAAAGCCAUGUGGAGCCACUGUGUGGCCAUGUGGUAUUAGCUCUCUGGAGCACCCUAGCUGUGUGGCUUUGGAGCAGUCUAAGAUGGCCAGAAUCUUGAUUUCCUCCUUGAAAAAACGGAGAGAAUCUGACUCAAAAGGUUGUUGAGAGGAUUAAAUGCGUCAUGGAAAGUAGCUGGCACAAAGCCUGGCACAGGGUCCUUCCUGCUCAACGUACGGCUGUUACUAUCAAGCCAGCAGGCCUCAUUUCCACUAACCGUGGGACUCCCAAGUUGUCCUCUUCUCACUCGUAGGCUCAGGGAACUUUCCAACAAAGUCCAAUACAGGACUAGGAGUUCUCAAAGUAAAACCCCAAAAUAUUCAACAUCAAGCUUCCUGCAAUAUCCUACCUUUGUCAGUGAAAAGCAUAGCUGUUAGUUUUCAUUAUUAUUACCAAAGACCAUACUGCCAUUUAAGUGUCAACUCACUGAACAUAGGGGGCACCUGUGUCUUCACUGCACAGAAGAACAGAGCAGGAGCUGGCACCACCCUACAGAGCCAGGCCCAUGAGCCUUUGCCAAGCGGGAAAGCGCUUUCUGCUCAUCCAUAUUUUGGUUCACUUCCAGGUGGACCACAGGUCUGUUUCCAGUAACCAAUUGGUUACUUACAAGAAAAAAACCUUGCUCUAGAGCUGAAAGGCAAGACCAUGACCAUUAACCCCGGAUCAUGAAGAAGAAUUUUAAUGAAAGUAGACUGGCAUUGUGAGGAGGCUGACUCAUGUUACCAGGGGACAUCCCAGCACUACUCUCUCAACCUUAAAAUGGAACGCACUGCACCCAAGACCAGCUUAAGACUCUUAGAGACAUUAAGUACUGAAAAGGUUAUAGGCCCCUCUGGAUCUAUAAUGAAAAUAUUUAAAUACUAAAUUAUAAAGUAAGUGCAAAGAUGUUAAACAAGUUUCUAAUUUUUCCCAUGACUACUUGGCUGUUUUUUCAGACCAAUAACAAUAUUAAAGUGUCUCAA